AUCAAACUCAUAGAUCGCCUUUGGUCGAAUCGAAGUCAACAAUGAAGUUCGCUGUGCUAGCCAUUCUGGUCGUGAUUCUGGGCCUGUCCCAGGCCACCGACUACUGUUCCUGGGACAUCUGCAGCGGUGGCUCCCACAUCGCCUGUGGCCAUAGUAACUGGUGGGACAGCAACUGCCCUGACAAUGCCGAACUGAUCGACAUCAACGAUGACUACAAGUGGGUCUUUGUUCAUUCCCACAACGACAAGAGGAACUACAUUGCCGGUGGUUAUGAUCCAAACCAUAAUGCUGCCUGCCGCAUGGCCACCAUGGAAUGGGAUGAUGAGCUGGCCUAUCUGGCCUCUUUGAAUGUCCGCCAGUGCAACAUGGUGCACGAUAGCUGCCACAACACCGAUGCCUUCAAGUACUCCGGCCAGAAUCUGGCCUGGCAGGCUUACUCUGGCGAUCUGCCCGAUAUGGGCUACAUUCUGGACAACAGCGUCCAGAUGUGGUUCGAUGAGGUUUCCAACUCCAACUCUGGAAUUAUUGCUGGUGGAUACCCAUCGGGAUACAGCGGACCUGCCAUUGGUCACUUCACCGUAAUGAUGUCCGAGAGGAACACCCGUGUGGGAUGUGCCGCUGCCCGUUACAAUCGCGAUGGCUGGAACCAAGUGCUGGUGGCCUGCAACUAUGCCACCACCAACAUGAUCGGUCGCCAGAUCUACUCCAGCUGUGACUACGGAGCACAGGGAUGCGGAUCCGGUACCAACGGCGAGUUUGGCAACCUCUGCUCCGCCUCCGAGUGGUACGAUGUCAACAGCUGGUAAAUCUAACCAGGCAUCAACGUGUUUAAUUAAAGAUAAUUUCGAAAAAAAAAUAUAUAUACAAACAGAUAAUGUUUUUAAUCAGA
This is a messenger RNA of Drosophila eugracilis, 889 nucleotides long. RefSeq names its product antigen 5 like allergen Cul n 1 (gene Ag5r2). The record is from RefSeq and is a predicted model, not a curated record. The transcript has 2 exons. The coding region runs from base 42 to 806 and encodes 254 amino acids. NCBI's taxonomy places the organism in Eukaryota, Metazoa, Arthropoda, Insecta, Diptera, Drosophilidae.